UUUGCAUCCACCAAGAUCCACAUUAAGCAAGUUAUCCUUAGAAUCAGAAGUUUAGUGGAGAAUUGAGAAUUGAAGCAAUAUUAGGAUCACAAAAUGUAUGUGGCUAGGCCUCUGUCUCUGUAUAAGAAAUCUGCAGAUGCUCUCUCAUUGCCUCCCCCUGAGGGCCCCAAUUCUGGUAUUUUGGUGAUCCAAGAUGAGGAUUUGGAGCCAACCUCGUGUUUAGGAAUGGGAGGGUGUCAUGAGGUGGAGGAUUUACCUUUCCCUCAAAAUUUAAACCUUGAGUUGUUCUAUAGAUCAGGCAUUUCACUGAAUAGAACCACUCAUUACCACCAUGUUGCCUUUAUUCCUGUCCUUAACCAGCCACUGUCUUCCAACAAAUACUAUGUCAUAAAUCUCAGUGGGAAAGAAAGAGGGAAGGCAUACAUUAAUUCAAAGGAGGAAGAUUUGGACACAUUCUGUUUCUACAAUGCUGUAUCUGAUGUACCACUACAUUCAAUAGAUAUCAGUGACACACACCAAGAGUUUGAGAUAUAUCCUAGGAGAAGCAAAGUUACUUUCAGGGGUGGUUUUUCAGCUAAAUCUGUUGCCCCAAAUGGUUACCCUCCAAGAUUUUUGAGUAGAAGGUGGAAAGUGAGUGCUUCAACUUCAAGUGAGUCUAGUCUAGUUGAAACAUCAGGUUUAAAUGAAGCACUCCGUGCCAGCAAGCCAGAAUUCAAAUUCUCCUUGGCGAAAAAGAGUUCAGAAAGUGUUGUUGUGGGAAAAUGGUAUUGCCCCUUCAUGUUCAUCAAGGAAGGAGCUCACAAAACAUUGAAGGAAGAAAUGAGAAAAUCAAUGUUUUAUGAGAUGACACUGGAGCAGAAGUGGGAGCAAAUCUUUUCAUGUGAGAAUGGGAAUGGAAAGGGGAACACGGUGAAUGUGGAUGCUGUGGUUCAAAAGGAAGUGGUUGUGAUUGCUGGAUGGGAAGCUGUGAUUGAUCAGAUGGAUAAUGCUGAAGGUUUUCUUUGCUUUAAUAGUUUCAACAAUGUUGGAGAAAAGAGUAGUGUGGGAUUGAGCCCUAUAGUGGUUGAGAGAAUGAAGUGGGAGCAGGAAAGAGUAGGGUGGAAUGGAGGAAAAGAGAAGCAUGCUAGAGUUAAGAAGGUGGAAGAAUUUAAAGGGACUAAUAAUGGGUGGAAGAAGUUUGCAUGUUAUGUGUUGGUUGAGACUUUUGUACUGAAAACAUUGGAUGGAAGCAUUGUGCUAACCUAUUCUUUCAAACAUCACAAUCAACUAAGAAGUAAAUGGGAAUGAAGAUUUCAGAUAAUGGUUUUAGACCAAGAAACUGUUUAGAAGGGCUUUUGAGAAGUUUUCUACAGAAAAUAAAGAGUAAUUUUCCGUAAAAGAAGCUCUUAAAAAUCCUUUUAGACUUGAAUCCAAACAUAAUCCAAGCCAAACUCAUCCAAAUCUGUUUACAAGUGUAUAUCCCCUACGAUUUUGUGAAAGAAAAGAAAAAUGACUUGUCUUGUUGUCUACUUUCAAUUGUGAGAUUUUGUUGACUAAGUUUGUUCAUUCAUUCAGUUUUUAAGUGUAAUCAUUUCAAUUUUGCAUAAAGAUUAUAAGGAUAAACUUUUGAGAUCCUUCAUGUUUUUUG
Molecule: messenger RNA, 1627 nt
Organism: Cajanus cajan (pigeon pea)
Lineage: Eukaryota; Viridiplantae; Streptophyta; Magnoliopsida; Fabales; Fabaceae
Source: RefSeq, a predicted model, not a curated record